Salvelinus fontinalis (brook trout) is the source of this 3102-nucleotide messenger RNA. RefSeq names its product HAUS augmin-like complex subunit 6. Gene Ontology annotation, cellular component: HAUS complex; mitotic spindle microtubule. The coding region runs from base 331 to 2850 and encodes 839 amino acids. The record is from RefSeq and is a predicted model, not a curated record. NCBI's taxonomy places the organism in Eukaryota, Metazoa, Chordata, Actinopteri, Salmoniformes, Salmonidae. The transcript is spliced from 16 exons. Gene Ontology annotation, biological process: spindle assembly. Gene Ontology annotation, molecular function: microtubule binding.
CAGCAUCCGGCUAAUUAUUUUCUUCUUGAAAUAUUUGGCGGUUUGAAGAAGACAUUCAUCGAAGUUGGCAUGCGUAAUAUCGAGUAACUACAUAUGUAUGGUGUACAUGCUUUAAUUUUUACGGCAAUUGUAUUUGUAUCAUUUGUUGAAAUUCGACGACGGUAACGUUAGUUACUAUCGCUAGCUAUGUUCGCUUUCUGCCCAACUAACGUUAACUAGCUAGACAAUUUAGUUAGCUACCGUUAAUUUAGUUGCAUCGUAUGUUUCAGUCUUCUGCUAGCUAGCAGUUAGAUAACUUUUAGAUCUUAAAACUGUCAGCUUGCUGGAAGAAUGUCGACUCUUCAGAGAACGAACGGCAAAUAUCUGUGGUGGUCUCUUGUGGGUCUUGGAUUUCAACCCGAAGUCGCAGCAUCAUCAGGAGCCAGCAAAGCCAAUGUCAAACACAUGAUUCUUGGACCCAAUAUGUUUGACAAACCAAACAAGGACGCAUUCUACAUAGUUACCCAUUUCCUGUUAGAAAAACUCAACCCUGCACGCUUCCACGAUGCAUACAGGCAUUGCUGGCCAGUGUUGGACCACAAAGCAGAUGCCGAAUUCCGUAAGGUGACCUGUGCUUGGCUGCGAGAUCUAAUGGAUGAGCAGGGGAGCACAGUUCCCAAAGUGGUGGCGUCACUAUUCCUCUCGCCUGGUGGACCCAAGUUCGUCAACCUUAUGCUCCAUCUAGCCAAUCAUGUCAUGUUGCAUGAGAUGAAGACAUUUUCAACAGAUGGCACGUGGGUCCCAGAGGCAGCGGCAGCCCCUGCCUCUUCUGUGGAAAUGGCGCUGAAGCGGUUUCAGCUGAUCAAGACCAGAUUCCUGAGAGGAGCUGUGGAACAGGACCGGAUGCUGCAGGAGUACCAGAGACAGGCCCAGUCAAGAGUGAAGUCUUUGAGAGAUUGGAGGGCUGAAGAUGCAAAGUAUGAUGAUUUGCACAAGCGUCACAAGAAAGUUGAACAGGAGGGAACCCCUCAAGCUGACAAGAUUCAGAAGGUUCGCUCCUUGUGGUCGUCCAUGGACGGAGUGCUGUCCACCCUGGAGGAGGCGCGGCGGGUGGUGGAGAGUGUCAUCAGGGGAGAUGUGGACCAGUACACCCUGGAUGGGACGGACCUUGCCCUCAAAAUCCCCCGGGUUCUGCUAGAGCGGAUAGAGCAGUUAUCCCACCUGUCGAGUGUGGGCGGUGUUUACGAGGCAGGCCAGCUGAACAUCCUCCGUAUGCUGGAGCUGCUCCACCAGGCUCUGGUCCUCCUAGGGGAGGAAAGGACCCGGGUGGCAGGACACACCCCCAUCGCCCAGCUCCACCCCUUGCACCUGCAGGAGAGGAACCUACAGAUGGCCCGCGCCAUUGAGGAUCUCCGAGUCAUGAGGAAGAGGAUUUCAAAGGAAGAAAUUCCAGAGGUGAAGAGACUCAUCAGAAAGUUGGAGGCGGAGUGGGAGCGGAAGUGGGCGGACUGUUUGAAACGCACGCCGCUGACCUCGUUCCUCAACGAGGAUCCUGCCCUGGAUUUUCUGUUCCCCAUGGCUCCUCUGUCCUUUGAGCCGGCCACCGACGCCAGCUUCAAAUCCAGCAUCUUCUCUCAGUAUCCGGCCAAGCUACCCAAAUUUCCUGAGGAGAAGCCUGUGGCGACUGACUCUGUUCCAAUGGAGACCGUUACCACAGUGGAUUAUACCCUCAAAAGGUCUCUUUUUGACAGCCUUUGCCCUCCAGCUGUUGAGAUGAUUUCAUAUCUUCCUAGUGUGGACAUUUUCCCACUGACUCCCCUCCCUGCACUUCGUGAAUCUCCUCUGGCUGUCCCUGCCAAAGCUCCCUCACCAAGCCACCUGCCGGCCAGUGUAAGGAAGACUCCUCGUGUGUUUGCGGUGAAGAAAAAGGCUCAGAUCCUUGACUCUGAGUUUGACAACUUAGCAAAUCGGUUUGCGGAGGCUGUGACCACCAGCCCUGGCAACAUAAGUUUACGAGGACUUGAGCUGGGAGACCUACUCCAUACUCUUGGCGAAGACCCUUUCUCCACCAGGAAGCAGAUUCCACGUACCCCAGAGAGUUUGAUUUUGGAUGUGAAGAGUUCCUGGCGAAGGGCAGUGAAGGAAGGCAGGCCUUUUGAGCCUCCCCUGUCUGCUACGUUUGACUGCGACAACAUUCUCGGGUGCCUCAUGCCCCUCAGCGAGGUACAUGAGGCCUCCCUUGGCCAUGACUUUACCUCCCUGAACACAAGUCUGAAUCCCACCAACGGGUGCAGUACUGCAGCCCCCCAGCAGGCUUCCCUCAUGUCCACCCUGUCCUGGGACUCCUCCAAUAUGGAGGCCCUCAAUAGCCUGAGCAACAGCGACGUGGUCCAGUUCAGCAUCAACCAAGAGGUGUUCCCCGAGCAGUUCAGUAUAGAUCAGGAGACACUUCCUGAGCUGCCGGGCAACGACAGCAGCCUCCUGACCUCCAUUAACUCCAUGGACAUAUCCAACACCGAGGAGGAAGAGCUGCUCCUCCCCCACAUCCCAUAUCUCCUCACCACAGAGACUGAGCCAGCCCUGCUGGACGCACGCAGGCGUUUGGACAACAUCCAGCAGGCUUUUGGAGAGGCCUCCUUCAUGGACCACCGCCAGGGGGCGCCAGAGCCCUCUCCCUCACAGCAUGACAAGAAGAGCCUGGACACUAGUGACUGGCUGAUGGCAGCAACACUGGAGACUGCAGCCACAGUGGAAGUGACAGACAAGGUCUUUUCCCUGGAUCUGGACACUCUAGAGAGCCCCUCACCGCCAAGAACAGGGCAGUAUAACCUCCCGCAAUUGUUCACAUUCUCCCCCAUAGAUGACCUGUAGUGUCACCACAUUUAUAUAUUUUCUGAGCAGUCUUCUAGUUUCUUACUUUUUCACAAUUAAGGUUAACUAAUUUCAAUGCACAUGCAAUUAAAAUAUUUGUACAUAUCUGUGCCAAUCUAACAUGGUCUGUUUUUCCUAUAGAAACAAGUUAAAUAUUAUUUUUAAUGUCUAAAAUGACAUAUGAUGGGUGAGAAUAAACAAACAUGAAUUGUAUAUUGUUAAAUGAAUUAAAUUCUUACCAAUGUCAAUCAG